AUGCCGCCAAUCAGCAUGAGCGGCGAAAAAAUUGAAGAAGUCAACUCAUCCUGGUUAGUCCUGAAAUAUCAUGUCUUUUUUCUAAUUAGUUAUGAUAAGAUUCAUGUUAUAGUGCGCAAAAGGAACAUAUUUGUUUGAAAGUGAGCGUACUCGCGAUUGAUAGACUCAAAUCAAUAAUGUAUGCACGCCAUAGAAUAUUGUUUCGCAACUAUUUGUAAAAACUUCCGAAGAUCAGUUUUUUAUUUUUUAUUUUUUUUAUUUCCCCACUUUCAUAAGAAUUCAGGAAAGUAAGAAAGUUUGUGGUAAAUUUAUGUGUCGUCUUUAGUUUAUAAGCGAAUUUUUAGUUGUAAUAAAUAUAGUUCGAAAAAUUCAGUAAAGUUUAUAGUCCUUGAAGCAUAGGCAUAAGUUACUACUGCGAAUUCUGUAAAAUAAAUCAAAGGGGCCAUUAAAGUGGUCUCUAAUUCUGAAUUCCGCGAAGGAGUCAUCAACGCUUUUUUUACUACUUCACUUGAUAUGUAUUAUUAUUAUUUUUUUGUUUUUUUAAAUCAUGUUUUUUUCUGAAAUAUUCUUUUUGAUAGUUCUGAAAAAAAUCACAUAGUUUUGGACUUGAAAACUUUUUAUUUGGUGGUAUGAAAAAAACACCAGCGAAAAUUCAAACGGCGACUUUUCCGAUUUUUUCAUAUCGCUAGGGAACUUUCCGACGGCCACUUUUCCGACGAAACUUUUUCCGACUUUUUUUUCUCGAUAAAAUCUUUGUUUUAAAUCUUCCUAUAUAAAGUAGGUAGUUGGUUCAUGAUUAAAAACACAAAGAAAUAGGAAAAAUAAAUGUUAAUAGAUGUUUUAUAAACCGAAAUUCAUAAGGGGAAAAAAAGUCGGAAAGGAAUCCGUCGGAAAGGUGGCCGUCGGAAAGUUCCCUAGCGAUAUGAAAAAAUCGGAAAAGUCGCCGUUUGAAUUUUCGCUGGUGUUUUUUUCAUACCACCUUUUAUUUUCAAUUUUCUCUAGAGCUUAAGUUAGGGUAUUCGGUGAACGAAAAUAUUCAAACAAUUACGGCUGUACCUGAAAAUUUGAAAGUUUUGUAAGAUUACAUACGAUUUUCAAAGCUGAGAGGUUCAUUUCGCUGCAUAAUAGUUUUGUUUCAUUGUAAUGUUUUCCUGCUUUCGAGAGUUCUUCUUGUUUCUCUUUUUUUUUUUCCAAUCUCUAAAAAGUUUCCCAUUGAAGGGCUUCUGAUGAAAAUUGGCUCAUGAUGGCGAAGCGUGUGGCUAUACUAGCCGUAGGGUCUUUCAAUCCACCGACUAUCAUGCACUUGAGGAUGUUAGAAGUGAGAUUUGUAUGUUAAUUCCUUUGCAUAAAGUUUUCAGGUGGCUCGCUCAUAUCUUGAAGCUAGAAAUGUGUCAGUAUUAGAAGGUAUUCUGAGUCCCGUGGCUGACCAGUUCAACAAGCCAUCCUUGAUACCUUCCGUUCAUCGGCUGGCCAUGGCUGAGGCAGCUGUUCGGUCUUCGGAUUGGAUACGAGCAGAUGGUUGGGAAUGUCGAAGAACCUGCUGGACCAGGACCCUCGAUGUUCUGCGCCAUCACUCACACGAAAUUAAGGUUUGAGUUUGAAUUUAGGUAAUGGUAGUUUCUAGGAAGCAAUUUGCAUUAGCUUCUGAAUUAUUUCCUAUGCGUCAUAAAGUGAAAAAAAACUCACUUUUGGAGAAUCAGAUUUAUGGUUGCAUUGCCAAGUAGUUAACACACUAAUUUUUUGAGAUAUUUUUUUUUGUAAAUCAAAAAUUUUUAUUUAGCUUUAAAUACAUCAAGGAAUACUUAUGGGUUAGCAUCUACUUUUAUUUCGGUUACUUGUAAUAAAGUAGUUACAACUAAUUAGAAGCGUUUCGCAAUAAGUAUUGCAAAAUAUACCAUGUCCGAUAUCUGAUUUGUCGUUUACAUGACCAAGUUGGUCGACAUACGCCAGCGUACAGCCACGCGACUCAUUUAAAAUAAGUUGCUGAAAGGCAUAAGCGGGCAUGUUGCGCCCGAAACUGUCACUAAUUUCUUUUAUCUAUGAAAAUGGGUGUGCCUGACGGAAAUUACGAUAAUCUCAGUGCAGCUAACGUAUUGAAAGAUUGAGUAAUACCUCUAUAGAAACACCUGGUUCAGAAAAAGCAUGGCGAAGACGUGAAGAUGAUGUUAGUUGUGGGUGGCGAUGUCGUAGAGUCCUUCCCAUGUGUCUUGCCGGACGGAUCCACUCUUUGGAAGCCAGAUGACGUGGUCAGCAUUGUUUCCGACUUCGGUCUCAUUGUGAUCGCUAGAGACGGAUCUUUUCCGGAAGAAGCAGUCAAAUCAAUGGAAAAGUUGAAGCCGCUAACAGAAAAGAUUGUGAUACUCAAGGUUUUCGUUUUUAUUUUUCUUUCGAAUCUUGAAAACUUCAUUCUAGGAUGA
Messenger RNA from Caenorhabditis auriculariae, 2417 nucleotides. The record is from the annotation of a GenBank genome assembly. NCBI's taxonomy places the organism in Eukaryota, Metazoa, Nematoda, Chromadorea, Rhabditida, Rhabditidae.